CUUUAAACCAAACUUUCUGCUUCCUCCUUUUGCUGUUGCCAUAAAUUCGAGGACAUCUGACAUACUGCUAUGUUAUUCAAGUCACUGUUGGCGAGUGCCUGCACUCUCGGUGUGUUUGGAGCUGCUACGUAUAAAUUUGCUCCGUUUAGGGUACAAGCAGCCCUCCUCCAUUCAAUUGAAAGAAAAUCUUCCAUAGUGGAACAAACUGCCAUGAAGAUUGAACUAAUUCCAGCACUCUCGGAUAAUUAUAUGUACCUUCUGAUUGAUGAAGAUACGAAAGAAGCAGCCAUUGUUGAUCCUGUGGAGCCAGUAAAGGUUGUAGAAGCAGUGAAAAAGCAUGGCGUGAAACUGAAAACUGUCUUGACCACUCAUCAUCACUGGGACCAUGCAGGUGGGAAUGAAAAAAUGGUCAAACUGGUUCCUGGACUGACCGUCUAUGGAGGGGAUGACAGGGUGGAUGCCCUGACCAGUAAAGUUAAACAUAACAACACAUUCAAGGUUGGUUCGCUUAACGUUAAAUGCUUGUUCACUCCGUGCCACACUACUGGGCACAUCUGCUACUAUGUGACCAAGGACAACAGCUCUGAACCGCCAGCUGUCUUCACAGGUGACACUCUGUUUGUUGCUGGUUGUGGGAAGUUCUUUGAGGGUACUGCUGAGCAGAUGUACAAAGCACUGAUUGAGAUUCUUGGUCAGCUCCCUCCUGAAACGCAUGUAUUCUGUGGUCAUGAAUACACCGUGAACAACCUGAAGUUUGCACGCCAUGUUGAACCAGAUAAUGAAGUCAUUCGGAAGAAGCUCGCCUGGGCCAAGGAAAAAUGCUCAAACGGAGAACCAACCGUCCCCUCAACUGUGGCUGAUGAAUUCAGGUUUAACCCAUUUAUGAGAGUACGAGAGAAAACAGUCCAGGACCAUGCGAAGACAAACGACCCCAUUGAGGCAAUGCAAAGCAUUCGAAAGGAAAAAGACAACUUCCGCGUCCCGAAGAACUAAAAAGAACCAAUGACCCCGCUCCAGAAGCCUUCCACGCUACAGUCCAUGCUGUUACUACCAUAGACAUAUAUAGAUGUCUAUGGUUACUACCACACUACUUACCAGAGAGUACCUUCAAAGAGCCACUGCUGAAAAAUGUCACCCAAUAACAAAGCCGUUUUAGUUCACUUUAUUUCCUUUUGAAAUUUUGUAUAUCUGUGGCAUCACUGGUAUUUGAAACAUGAUUUGGUUCAUGUGACGUGUACAGAAUGAUGUUAUCUGUAAAUGUACAGUAUAACAUAAAAGAUAUUUUAAUAUUGCUGAGUUCUUAAAAUUGGCAACCCUGGGUAGCCAUGUGAAAUGUUAUAAAAUGACAAGAAAAGCAGGGAACACUUUAAUUUUGAGGAAUGUAGGCUAUAGGCCUAACUUCUGCUAUUUGUGUGUAGAGCAAUAGUUUUGUGAUACUAUUUUAUUUAUGUAAAUCUGUUAUUAUAGGAUAUGCUGUUUUAAUGUGGAUUAUCUAAAGACAUUGCAAUAUAUUAUUUCAUAUAUCAUGAUUUGCUUUGAAGAGAUAUAGAUAACAUUCUUUAUCUGUUUUCUGGUCACUAACAAAAUUAAUUUCGAACAUGUUAUCCAGCAGACUUUGCACUUUGUGUUCUCAAAUGUUGCUUGUCCACAUUUUAAACGACAUAUAGCGUAUAUAAAAAUGUUCAGCACAACA
Messenger RNA from Clupea harengus (Atlantic herring), 1693 nucleotides. RefSeq names its product hydroxyacylglutathione hydrolase, mitochondrial-like. NCBI's taxonomy places the organism in Eukaryota, Metazoa, Chordata, Actinopteri, Clupeiformes, Clupeidae. Gene Ontology annotation, biological process: glutathione metabolic process. Gene Ontology annotation, cellular component: mitochondrion. The record is from RefSeq and is a predicted model, not a curated record. Gene Ontology annotation, molecular function: hydroxyacylglutathione hydrolase activity.